UAAUAAUAGAUUAAAUAGAAGAGGGUGUGGUGUCAUGGAGCUGGAAGGACUUUCACUUACUAAAGGAUGUUUAGCUGUUGCACCAAUGAAGGUUCAGCAAUCAUCAAUCAGUUUCACUAAGCAUCCAAGUGAGACUGAGAAAGAGGCUCAGAGACGAUGCCAGAAAUACCAAAAGUGUUUGGCGCAAAUCGAAGGAAAGAUAGAUGACCUUAUGAAAGAGUUUGAAGAUGGCUACCACAAUGAUAUUAAAGAUUACGUUAGUUCAGUGAGACAAGACUUGGUCUUACCAAGAAUACCAGCAUGUGUCUUCAAUGGAGGUUUUGAUGUGUCCGUUAAUCUGUUUGAUAAACUGAAGGAGUCUCUAUCCCCAAUAACUUCUAUCAUUGUCAACGUACAAGUUUAUUCAAGUAUGAAGGCAUUAAUGAAAGAUAUAUUUCAGCAUGCUACAACAUUCCCUAAACCGUUACACAUUAAUACUUGCUCUAGUCACUAUUCUUCUUUUCCUUCCUGUGGCUCCAAGUGUUACUCAUUCCUCACUCACCCACUGGACCUUUAG
Amphimedon queenslandica is the source of this 556-nucleotide messenger RNA. RefSeq lists its product as uncharacterized. Bases 35 to 556 code for a protein of 173 amino acids. The transcript has 7 exons. The record is from RefSeq and is a predicted model, not a curated record. Lineage: Eukaryota; Metazoa; Porifera; Demospongiae; Haplosclerida; Niphatidae.